AUGGUGAUCAUGACGAAUCCUCUGCAUACUUACCUACCCCUGAGUACGCAAUGUGCGGAGAUUAACAUGGCGGACAUCAAAAAGCGGUCGCGCAACAGGGUCCUGAUUUUACCGGAUGCGGUCAGGGCGGUUAGGGUAAUCAUUCAGGGCCCGGUGGAUUUGUUGUUGUCUCGGCCCGAUAGUUUCGGCAUUGAAGCUUCUAACUAUUUGUCGAUCGACCCAACGGGAGCGACGGCUUGGGUCUCGGGAUGGAAGGCUAAGGAGAAGAAGAAAAAGCAAGCAAGUAAGCAAGCAAGCAAGCAUUGGAAAAAAGGGACCGGAUCAGCUUCCCGCCGCACACGGGUUCAUCCGGACGGUGAUCAGUGGCUAGAUAGAGAUAGGGGUGCUACAGUAGGGAUUCCAGACACUCUCAAACCAAAGGAGCACGCAAUCAGGUUUCGCUGA
This is a messenger RNA of Aspergillus luchuensis, 444 nucleotides long. RefSeq lists its product as uncharacterized. The coding region runs from base 1 to 444 and encodes 147 amino acids. The record is from RefSeq and is a predicted model, not a curated record. The transcript has a single exon. Lineage: Eukaryota; Fungi; Ascomycota; Eurotiomycetes; Eurotiales; Aspergillaceae.